AUGCCUGACUUCAAGAUCUCCGCUUCUUUGGAGGGCCACGGCGAUGAUGUUCGCGCCGUGGCCUAUCCGAAUCCAAAUGUAGUAAUUUCGGCUUCUCGAGAUGCGACCGUUCGGCUGUGGAAGCUGGUAUCUACCCCGCCGCCUGUUUAUGAUUCCACCAUAUCCUCCCACGGCUCGGCCUUCAUCAACGCUGUAGCAUACUACCCACCAACAUCCGAAUUUCCUGAGGGUCUCGUACUCUCUGGUGGCCAGGAUACGAUAAUAGAAGCAAGACAACCCGGAAAAACUCCAGACGACAAUGCUGACGCAAUGCUCCUGGGCCAUGGUCACAACGUCUGUGCAUUGGACGUGUGCCCAGAGGGAGGCUGGGUGGUAAGCGGCAGUUGGGACUCGACCGCGAGGCUGUGGAGAGUCGGUAAAUGGGAAUGUGAUGUGGUCAUGGAGGGUCACCAAGGCAGUGUCUGGGCUGUUCUGGCCUAUGAUAAAGACACUGUCAUUACCGGCUGUGCCGACAAGACUAUACGGAUCUUCAAUACAGCAGGGGACCUUGUCAAGAGCAUCAAAGAUUCUCGUGAUGUCGUUAGAGCUCUGUGUAAGCUUCCUGCUUCACAUCCCUCAGGCGCACAUUUUGCUUCUGCAAGCAAUGACGGAGUCAUUCGACUGUUCACAUUACAGGGGCAGCUGGUUGCUGAGCUUCUUGGUCACGAGAGCUUCAUAUAUUCUUUGGAUGUCUUGCCGACAGGCGAGCUGGUCAGUUCCGGAGAAGAUCGAACCGUAAGGGUAUGGAAUGGCACACAGUGUGUGCAGACAAUUACCCAUCCCGCAAUCUCAGUGUGGGGCGUUGCUGCCUGUAGAGAGAAUGGCGAUAUUGUUACGGGUGCCAGUGACCGUGUCACACGGAUCUUCAGCCGAAAUGAAGAGCGAGUGGCAAGCCCGGAGGUGGUUCAUCAGUUUGAUAAAGCCGUCAAGGAAUCCGCAAUACCUGAACAGCAAGUCGGCAAGAUCAACAAAGAGAAGCUUCCAGGUCCUGAAUUUCUCAAACAGAAGUCCGGUACGAAGGAAGGUCAGGUGCAAAUGAUUCGCGGAGCAGACGGCAGCGUUACAGCCCACACGUGGUCCGCUGCUUCGCAAGAAUGGAUUGCUGUCGGUACGGUGGUUGAUUCUGCUGCCAGCAGUGGGAGGAAGAUCGAAUAUAUGGGACAAGAUUACGACUAUGUCUUCGACGUGGAUGUCGAGGAUGGGAAGCCUCCCCUCAAGCUUCCAUACAAUAUUUCGCAGAACCCAUACGAAGCCGCCACGAAAUUUAUCCAAGAUAACGAGCUGCCUAUGAGCUACCUAGACCAAGUCGCGCAGUUCAUUGUCCAGAACACACAGGGCGCAACCCUUGGACAACCUGUUCAAGAACCUGCGCCCACCGGCGCUGAUCCCUGGGGCCAGGAGAGGCGUUAUCGCCCUGGAGAUGCCACAGCGACAGCGGCAGACCCUACGCCUACUUUACCUGAAUCACGGCCUAAAGUCCUUCCGCAGAAGACAUAUCUCUCCAUCAAGACAGCUAAUCUUAAAAUCAUUGCCAAGAAACUACGGGAAUUAAAUGACCACCUCGCAUCCUCGGGGUCAAAAGACUUAUCCCUCAGUCCUCCUGAGUUGGAGACUGUCGUUUCGCUGUGCAGUCAGCUGGAGUCUUCCGUUGCCCUGAAAUCGUCGCCCGUGGUGGACGCUGGGCUGAGGUCAUUGUUUAGAGCUGCAACCACGUGGCCUGCCACCAGCAGACUGCCUGGCUUGGAUCUGCUCCGCUUGCUCGCUGCUGCAACACCUCUGGUUGCCACUGCAGACUACAGUGGAAAAGAUCUCGUUUCUGGGAUCCAGGCGAGCGGUAUAUUUGAUCCACCGUUGAAUGUAAACAAUGCGAUGUUGUCUAUCCGAAUGCUGGCGAACCUUUUCGAGACCGACGCCGGUCGUCAAUUGGCUGUGAAUAGGUUCGACCAGAUUGUGGCGGUCGUCAAUUCUGCGUUGAGUAACUGCGGAGCAGCACCGAACCGCAAUCUCACCAUAGCGGUGGCCACGCUUUACAUCAACUUCUCGGUUUACUUCACCUCUGGAGGGAGAGAAUUGGCUCCAGAAUCAUCUGAGCGGGGUCUGGUGCUCGCUGGGGAACUGGCCAAGCUAAUUGCAAGCGAGAAGGAUUCAGAAGCAGUAUAUCGUGCCCUUGUCGCCCUGGGAACUCUUAUCAAGGCGCUAGGCGAGGAAGUGAAGAGUGCUGCGAGGGAGAUUUAUGAUGUGAAGGACAUCCUGGAGAAGGUGUCAAGCUCGGGCAGUGGAAAAGAGCCUCGGGUCAAGGGAGUCGUUAGCGAGAUUAGAGAGGCAAUGUCGUAG
Aspergillus lentulus is the source of this 2373-nucleotide messenger RNA. RefSeq names its product WD repeat PLAP family protein. Gene Ontology annotation, biological process: proteasome-mediated ubiquitin-dependent protein catabolic process; ubiquitin recycling. Lineage: Eukaryota; Fungi; Ascomycota; Eurotiomycetes; Eurotiales; Aspergillaceae. Gene Ontology annotation, molecular function: ubiquitin binding. The record is from RefSeq and is a predicted model, not a curated record. Gene Ontology annotation, cellular component: nucleus; cytoplasm.